UUUAACAUAUAUAUGAUGUGGCACCUACUUGACGUUAAGAGAUAAGGAAACAAAGGUUAACAUUCAUUUGCAAUAUGGCGAGCAGUAAAGGUUUAACGGACAUAGUGGGAUACGAGUUUUACCAGAUCACAUUUACUUCUGCAAUAUGUUUUUCCGUUUACGUUUUCUUCGGCUAUUUCCUGGUUCUCGCCGGAGCAUGCGCAAUGUGUUACCUGCUCCAUUUGGCGUACGCGUACCAGACGUCUAGUCCGGUCGAUCCGAAGGGAAGAGGUGUUUUCAUUACUGGAUGCGAUUCAGGUAUUGGGUUCGCUUUUGCUCAACAUCUGGACGAGCUGGGUUUCACAGUGUUUGCCAGUUGCCUUGACGACAAGAGUCAUGGGGCACGGAAACUUCGGACCACGUGCUCAAAGAAACUUCACGUGCUACAUUGUGAUGUUACAAAAGACGAUUCCAUCAACAAUGCGGCUGAGUAUGUAAAGAAAGCUAUGCCAAAGAAAGGUUUGUGGGCGGUGAUAAACAACGCCGGGAUAAACAUGAUCAGCGAGAUAGAGCUCACCACGCCGUCCAUGUACAACAGAGGCUUGGACGUCAACCUGUACGGACCAAUCCGGGUCAUCAAGGCGUUUCUUCCGUUCAUCCGUAAAUCACAAGGUCGCGUGGUGAAUGUCACGAGCGUGCACGGGCUAAUGUCUAUCCCCAGAUGGAAUAACUAUGAGGUGGCAAAACACGGCAUGGAGACGCUGUCGGAUUCUCUCCGCCUCGAGAUGGCCAAGUUUGGUGUCCGUGUGUCCAUUGUGGAGCCGGGAGCAUUUGCUCACGCCACGGCUAUACACACUGAUGCCAUGGUUGCGCGAUUGAAGAAAGACAUUGGAGAACUCUGGGAAAACACUCCACCGGAAGUUAGAAAGUCGUACGAUCUAGAGUCAGUGCUCGGUUGGGUACCGGAAGCGUGUCAUAGUGGUUGGUUCACCGACACUGAGGCUUUGUCAGAACUGUCGGCGGCCGCGCAGCACGCGAUCUGUGCUCGUUACCCUCGUGCGAGAUACACGGUGGCGGGAGAUCGAAAUACACUUCGCCUUUACGACGCUUAUACGAUGAUGGCUCGGGUCCACAAAUACCUUCCCACGUGGAUCAUGGACAGGAUUGUUGCGUAUUUUAGGAAAGGACAAAUGUAAAAAAAAAUGAUUAAAACACGAAGGCCGUAA
Mya arenaria is the source of this 1205-nucleotide messenger RNA. RefSeq names its product retinol dehydrogenase 16-like. NCBI's taxonomy places the organism in Eukaryota, Metazoa, Mollusca, Bivalvia, Myida, Myidae. Bases 75 to 1175 code for a protein of 366 amino acids. The transcript has 6 exons. The record is from RefSeq and is a predicted model, not a curated record.